ACAUUUGUUUUCAUGCAAACAAAAUGUGCUUUGUAUGGAUAUUGAAAUGUUGAACCUGUUUUCUGACAAGUUUUUCAGCUAAACAAAUCUUGAAAUUUUAUGAACAGAAAUUUCAUGCAUCGGACCAGCGUGCAAAGGACUUUUAGGAGUUCGACAAAUAAGUUGUGAUUUAAUGGGCUGUAGCUGAAUACUGAUGUGAUAUUGGAUUUUUACGCCAUCCACAGUAAGGCAUUCACAGUGGAUGGAUGGACAAUAGUGGCUGCGUGUGACUAUUGAGGAACGUAGGCAAGGGACAGCAAAAAGGGUUUAUCUAAUCUGUCCACGUCAACAGCAUAUUGGACACUUGGUACUUAAAACACUUAAAUAUUGCCUCAGGACUUGACUGGAUUAAGCAUCAGCUGGAAUUUGUCAGAAGAUGGCUGUGCCUACACCCCAGUUCUACUGCAGCCUGUGUGACGAAGAUGAUCUCGAGUUUGCCAUCGCCUAUUGCGAAGAUGACAACCAGAAUUACUGCCGAGCCCACCUUGACAGCCACGCUGCAUUCCCAUCGACACGCACGCACCGCACACAUGACCUUCUCAACACACAGGGCAAGACCCAUUGUGACCACACAGAUGAGCAGACUUCAUACUGUAAAGAUCAUCAGGUCCUGUGCUGCAUACCUUGCAAGGUGUUUGGACAUUCAGAGUGUGAGUCUGUCAACAAUGUUGGUGACUACUUAAAAAAUAAGGACAUUAUCAAAGAAAAAUGUUCCAGAAUGAGCAGAAAGAUGAAAAGCAGAAAGAAUAUUGUGGACAAGAAAAGUUCAUCUGCCCAUGACCAAGAGGAUAAGUGGAUAUCGAAGAUGAACGAAGCUGUUACACAAAUGAAUGAGGUAAAAGCUGAACUGGAGAGAAAGAUUAGUAACAAGAUAGAUUAUGUCAGACAAAUCAUGAACAAGAAGCGGGAAAGUCUGGACAAUGAGCAAGCUCAGUUGGAGGAAGCGAUUGAACAACUGGACAACAUUAUGACUGUGAUACCUGAGGGGCAUUCUAAAUUGGAGACAUUUCAAGCUGUGUAUAAUGCAGAAAAGACAAUAAAGCAGUGUGAACAGAUUCAGAAAACAAGGCCAGGAAAUUGUCAUAUUGAGUUUCUUAAGGCCGAGCACAAUUUUGAAGCCCAGCAUUACGUGAAUGGAUCUCUUCUGUGUUUCACACAAGCAGUGGAGAAAAUAAACCGCGUUUAUUCUGAAAUUCAGAAGUAUCUCCCCCAUAUCCGAGAAGAAGAAUCUGACGAGCCUGUCCGCAUGGCUCCCUUUUCAGCCAUUCAGGAGGAGAGCAUUCCACUUGUCCACAAGCUCCAUGUGCCAGACAGUAACAUACAAAAUGAUGAGACCAUGAGAAAACUGCAAGUACCCCAGCCCAGAACAAGAAGCAGGUCCCUAGACUGUUCUAGUGCCAUCUACCGUGGAAGGGAUCAUAGACGGAGACUCUCAGACUGUUAUGAGUCUCUGAUUUCAUACAGUGAAAAGGAGGCCUAUCCCAGCAUUCCAACCAGGCAACAAUGUGUCAUGAUGGUGAGAUGUCCGGAUGACGAUCCAUAUAAAAAGUGUUGCAUUACUGGUAUUGCACCCAUCGAAAACAAUGCUUAUAUGGUAAUGGCUGACUACACCAAUUCAAAACUGAAACUAUUUGCAACAUGUGGAACACUUGAAGAUGAAAUGAAGUUUGAAGCAGUUCCCCGAGAUAUUGCUAAAGUUGAUGACAGUACAAUACUUGUCAACUUCCCAAUGGCUAAAAACAUUCAAAUUAUAAAAAUUGAACUAGACAAAAAUACGAAAAUGAAGAAACUUAAAAUCGAGGGGACUAAAAUACAUACACAUGCAAAAUGUUGUGGAAUAGCAUAUCACAAUGACCUUGUGUAUGUUGCAACACAAAUACCCCAUCAAAUUAUCAUUAUGACAUUACACGGAAAUAUAAAAAAACAAUCCCUGGGGAAGAUCUUUUUGACAGAGCAACUUAUAUAACAGUGGACGCUUCAUCAUCAAUAAUUUACAUCUCUGAUCCAAGCAAGAAAUGCAUUUUGGGACUCACUGAAGACGGUGAACUGAAAAUGAAAUAUGAGGUACAAGCUUCCCAUGGAAUCACAAUGGCGGGAAAUGGCAAGCUAUUUAUAGCAGACUGGGAGACAGGCUUACAUCUUGUUGAUACUAAUGGGAUCAGAAAGGGUGACCUGAGAUUAGAAAGAUGUUUUUGUCCACAGAAGCUGGCUUUUGAUCCGGAGAAAUCAAUACUGUUUGUGACGGAAUGGGAAAGUGACACAGUUAGGACGAUCGGCCUGGCAAGCCCUUAUUAGCUGGAAAUGUGUAAAACCUAUAAUAGGACAUGAAUUGGAGACUCUCCCUCUCUCUUGAUUUCCAUUAUCAACAUGGUGCCAUAUGGAUGGGAAUUCUGACUGACAUGAUAAGCUUUAUCUGAAGGUCUGAAAGUAAUGAAAAGAGAUGAUAAGAAAUGAUAUAUGACAGUGUUGCUCUAAAUCAUUGGAGACAUGGUUUAUCUGAUAUCAAAUGCAUCUUCAUUAAUGUGACUUGAACAAAUUGGUGUUAUUCAAAAGGACACAAAACAUGAAAGACAUAUACUGCAAUGAAAUUGUUUUUUUCUUCUAUAUAUAAUGAUAACAGUAUACCACGUAAACAUACUUUUCACUGUUAGAUGCCUAAGUACCAUGAUCAAAAUUGUUGCACACUUUGUAAGGCUCGGAUGAAAUUUCAAAUGGCUAAACUUAUUUUAAAAACAACAACUUAUGAUCUGCACAAAAAAACUCAUAUGGCCAUAAAUAAGACAGUCAGUGAAUGGAAAUUAUGCAAGUCAUCCAUGCAGAACUAGUUUCUUUGUAACAUCAAUGUACCGGUAGUUUCUGCAUUGCAAUUUCAUAAUAUUUAUUUCAACAUUUUGUACUGGUUUUCAAUGAUGACAUAGAAUAUGCAUUUUCGCAUUUAAUACCAUCAGUAUCAGAUUACUUCUCGAAAGCUUUAAUAUUAAAGUUGCUAUUCAAUUUCUUGCAGUUAAUUCAUUAUAAUUUGAAAUGUUUGUGCUUGAUUUAUUGUAAGUGAUUGUAACUUUAUAAAAUUGAUUAAAAAUUGUGUGAUUUUAUUUCUGGUAGGUGCAUAGUCAUAUAUAAUUACAGUAGAAUUUGAUGCCUUGACAACCAACAACAUUUCUGUUUAUUAUUAAUAAAAGUACAUCCUAUUA
This is a messenger RNA of Mya arenaria, 3230 nucleotides long. RefSeq lists its product as uncharacterized. The coding region runs from base 416 to 2005 and encodes 529 amino acids. The transcript has 2 exons. Lineage: Eukaryota; Metazoa; Mollusca; Bivalvia; Myida; Myidae. The record is from RefSeq and is a predicted model, not a curated record.